AUGGUUGAGACGAAAUCAGAGCAGAGGGUGGAGAUCCCAAGAAACAGGGAAUACCGAAUUGAGGCGGGAGAGCACCACAGGUACAGGACAAGGGUGGUUCGGGGACUAGCGGAGGUGAAGGGUGCCGAGAUGGUCAAUGACAAGUGGUACGUCUUCACAAACACGAAGACGUCCCUGUUCUCAUUCACAGGCUGCGAAAUAGAGGUCGAUGGAGAAUGCGAACUAGCGUAUAUUGGUGAGAGGGCCGCCUAUCCGAAAAUAUACGACAUUUUCAGCAAAAUAAGGCCAGGUGAAAAUGUGCUCGUUCUGGGAGAUGGACGCAGCACGCUGGCACUCACACUCUGCAACUACUUCGUGAGAGACCACAAGACGGUGCUAUUCACCGAAACAGACACGUCUCGUGGUAACGUGUUUCCUGGUACAAUUUCUACCUCUCGCAUAAACACCAUUUCAUUUGGGAACUUUAAGCUUAAUACGCCAUUUUGUUUGUAUUACGGCUCUAGGGAAAUUGAGAAUACCGAAUUGUACGAGUUACAGCUUCGUGUGCUGGCUGAGAAGAACAAGGAGCUGCUUCAGGAUAAGACGGUCUCUGGCAGCGUUCUUCUUGGUCCGUUCACUGACUUCGGGAUGCUGGAUAAAAUGGUGGAGUUGUUUGGAGUAACUCGCAUAGUUGUUUCCAAGAACGAGAGACUCUACAGCCGAAUCAGGCAGCGAGGCCUGGAAGUUGAAGUCGACUUCGUCCAGAACAGCGGCUACGUCGAGGAGAACAAGGUGUCGAGGUCGAUCAAGCGAUACUUUGAGGGUGAGGAGUUGGUUGAAGUCAACAACAACAUGGCCCUGAAAAAUGUGUACACGCCUAGCAAAAUUGUUCUAGGGAAAUCAGGCGCAUUCACAGCAGUGAAGAUCGGAGAGGAGUUCGUGGCACCAGAUACGGCAUUGCCACUCGGUGCCACGCGUAAGGUGGGCGUAGUCGGCGUCGAAGAGGUCGAAUUGGUUGAAAAUGCGGUGUUGGCCAUUUCAGAGGCGAAGGAACGAGACGAUGUGGCCACGAGCCCAGUUGUGGGGUUUCUGGUCUGUUUGGACGAGUCAUCGGGCAAAAUGCUCAGUGUCCAGCCCAAGUUGCCAAAGCUGUCGUUCCUGAUUCAGGGAACUCUGCGAUAUUUUUAG
This is a messenger RNA of Enterospora canceri, 1167 nucleotides long. NCBI's taxonomy places the organism in Eukaryota, Fungi, Microsporidia, Enterocytozoonidae. The record is from the annotation of a GenBank genome assembly.